AUGGAGAACACAAUUAAAUGGCCCAUACAAAGUGACAUUAAAAAUGCAACUUUGGUUUUGCAAGAGGACAAGAGAAAAAACAUUAUUUUACCUAAUGCUGUAAGUAAUGAGAAAGCUACACUUGUUCAGGAAAGUCUGGUGGGUUUACCAUUAAACAAGACUCACAAGCAAUUUGGAAUGGGUUAUUUGACAACUGAGCAAGACUUGUUUAUGCUCGACAUGGUUAGUGAAUCUGUACUUGAAACAAAGAUUGAAAGUCCAAGUUUCUUACGUGUCUCCUCUGUUACAAAUGGUGAAAACUCAUUAUUUAUAAAGGAGGGGUCCUUAGACCAUAUUGCUCUUGUAGAACUUCCUGGGACAGAGGAUGUGUCCCACCAGCCAGUGAAUUUUGGUCCCCUUGAUGAAACCAACUGUAAUAAACCACAAGCCUAUGAAGGAAUGGAUGAGCUACAGUGUGAAGACUUUAACCAAAGUCUGAGCAACCAAGGAACAGUAACAAAACCUUUAAAAGAUUUGACAAACACCAACUUUGGUUACAUCAAACAAUCCCAAAAGGCUUGCUCAGAAGAGGAAGACCAGUCAAAUGGCUUUUCUAGAAGGUGA
Pelobates cultripes (western spadefoot toad) is the source of this 603-nucleotide messenger RNA. NCBI's taxonomy places the organism in Eukaryota, Metazoa, Chordata, Amphibia, Anura, Pelobatidae. The record is from the annotation of a GenBank genome assembly.